This is a messenger RNA of Medioppia subpectinata, 995 nucleotides long. The record is from the annotation of a GenBank genome assembly. NCBI's taxonomy places the organism in Eukaryota, Metazoa, Arthropoda, Arachnida, Sarcoptiformes, Oppiidae.
AUGAAAAUAAACGAGAGACGAGCGGAAAAUAAAGACAUACAAAGUUUGUCCCUUUCGUGGCUUAAUAUACAGGUGUUUACAAAAUGCAAGAAAAAAAAUGUGUCCGGUGAAGUAAAAAGUGGUCAAUUGUUGGCAAUAAUGGGCGCCAGUGGCGCCGGAAAGACAACACUAUUGAAUGUAUUGACGGCCAGAAACCUAUCGAAACUACGGGUGAAAGGAGUGGUGCUAUUGAAUAAACAGGCGGUCAGUGCGGAGACAAUGGCAUCGCUUUCCUCAUACAUAGAACAACACGAUUUGUUUCAUCCGUUGCUUACAGUUAGAGAACAUCUCGUUUUUCAUUCAAUGUUAAGAAUGGAUAAGAGUUUCUCUCGAGACCAAAGAAGCACUUUUGUAGACCAAUUACUAAUAAAAUUUAAUUUAAGCAAAUGUAGGGACACUCAAAUUGGGGGCGAUUUUGAGUUUAAAGGCAUUUCUGGGGGAGAAAUGAAGAGAUUGUCUGAUGAGCCGACGACUGGUUUGGACUCAUUUAUGGCCCAAAAUAUUGUGCAGACAUUGAAGACAAUGGCAUCGGAGGGACGGACUAUAACAUUGAAGACAAUGGCAUCGGAGGGACGGACUAUAGUCUGUACUAUACAUCAGCCCUCGUCUCAAGUGUUCGCUCUCUUCGAUCACAUCUUACUUAUGGCCGACGGAAGGGUAGCUUUUAUGGGCACAACUGCCAUUACUUCUAAUAAAUAUGAGGAGAGCAGGAUUAAAGUGAAUGUACGCAAAUAUGCGACAAAUAUUUAAUAUCAAAUUUUUGUCAACAAAUUUCCGGCAAUAAUAAUGCGAUUGAAUGCCAAACGAGACACACAUUUAACGACUCGUUCAGCGCCGACAACAAUAACAGUACAAAUGGUUGUUCGGGUUAUAAGUGCUGCUUUUGGGCCCAAAUGCGGGCUUUAUUGUGGCGCUCAUACCUAUUAACCAUUAGAAAUCAACAAAUUAUGAUGGCC